AAAAAAACACCAGUUUAACAGCUGAAACAAGAUAAUCUUUUAUUCAUUGUAUAGAAAUGAAGUGAAAAAUGCUUUUGCUAUUCUGUUUGAGUGGCCUUAUAUGGAAAACAGCACAUCUAAAAGUAGUCCAACAAGAAAUGAUAAAUGACUUUGGCAAGCGUGUGACUCUGAUUUGCACAAACCUUACUUGGCAUCAACUUUUAAUGGAAAAAUGGACCAUUUCAAAUAUGAAUGAAGAAAAGUGUUACAUUAAUGUGACUCAUAAAGGAAGAAUGUCAAAUAACUGUACUACCAUAAGAAUAAAUACCUCAAAAUUGACUCCAUAUCUUUAUAUACCUUCUUUCCAACCAAAUGAUGUAGGAAGUUAUUCAUGUGAAACACAUUACAGUGGUGGAAAGGCUGCGAUACAGUACUAUUUAUGGGGCAUUUACCAUGUAAACAAAGAGUUUGGAAAAAAUGUUUCUCUCAAUUGCUCACAUCAUAAAUCUGGUGAAAUUAUUUCUGAAAAUUGGAACAUAAGAACUAAGAAUUACACAGAAUGUGUUAUUUCUAGGAUAAGAAAUCACACACUAAAUAAUACUUGCAAUGAAACAAAAGAAAUUGUUCUGUAUUUUAAACAAGACCUGUCACAUCUUCAAAUAACCAAUUUUCAAGACAAAAAUGAAGGAAAUUACACAUGUGAAAGAAGACAUCAAGCUGGACUGUACAAAGCUGUUUUCAUUUUAAAUGGGCCCUCUGGAAAAUCCAUAUUGAAAAUUCUAACAAUUGCUGGUUUUCUUGCCAUCAUUGUAAUUGGACUGGUUCUGCUCAGGCAUCCCAAGACUUUGAACCGUGGUCUACAUAAGGAAAGCAAGAAAAAAGAAAAAAAAUAACAACAACAACAGACAAAAAAAAAACCUGUAGAUUCUUCAGCAGCAUGUUACAAGCAAAGAGUCACACUGACUGAAACCAGGAAGAGGUUGUGUGCAAUGCUACUAUAGAGCGUUAUGAAUGUCAAAUUAUUAUUUAAGGUUUGAUCAACAGACAUUCAGAACCCAAGGUCUUCAGUAAAGACAUUGUGGAGUAUAUUUAGUACAUUUUUUAUCUUUUGUUAAGUAUAUUUAAUAUUAAAGAUUUUUUGUUUCCCCUCCCAUUUAGAACAUAUAGUCCUUGGCUUCUUUGAGUUUCAGGGAUAGCUCUACUCUGAGAGUUUAAGCCAGGCCUUUCUGCAGCUUUCCAUCAUAUUCAAAGAAAGAAAGAACUUUGGUUUACUGCGCUGAUAUAAGUGGCUUAGAGCAGAAACUUGGCAGAGAUUUAAAUUGUGAAAACUGCAAAUUAUUUACAGACUCAUUUGAUAGAAGCCUAAAAGGAGUGACUCCAUUGUUUUCUCAGUGAGUGGGAUAACAGAGUCAAGAAUUUAUAUUGGGUUCAGAAAUAAUGGCGAGCUAGAAAAAAACUACAUAUUGGUAUGAAGAAAAUAUCAUUAGACCUAGCUUGGUGGAUCUAGAUAAAGUACAGCUACCACCAUUUCAUAUCAAGCUUACUUUAAAGAAGCAGUUUGUCAAAGCUCCAUCAAAAGAUACAGCCAGUUUUAUAUGUUUGUGCGGAGAAUUUCUGGUUCAUCUUAAACUAAAUUAAAAGAGGGCAUUUUUGCUUGACCUGAUAUUAGAAAACUGAUUUUUGAUGUAGAAUUUGAUCAUGUGUUGAACAACCUGGAGCAAGAGGAUUGGGUAUCAUUCAAAGAAGCAAUUUUUAAUGAUUUUAUGCAACAAUAAAGAUUUAUGUUAUAAAGAACUGUGAAAUUGUGAAAAAUGCAUUAGUUAAAUUUAAGGAAUUGGGUUGCAAUAUGAGACUCAAUGUUAAUUUUUUGGAUUAGUAUUUCGAAUUUUUCCCAGAAAAGUUUGAAACAGUGAGUAAAGAUCAGGUUGAAAGAUUCCUUCAGACUGUAAAGGAGAUGGUAAGAAGGUACCAGAGACACUGGGAUGUCAGCAUGAUGAUGGACUACUGCUGGAUGAUUCAUAGGGACAUACCAGAAAAAUUGACGAAUGAUGGGCCAACAAAGUUUAGGAUCAAAAAAACUAAGAAGUGACAAAA
This is a messenger RNA of Polypterus senegalus (gray bichir), 2073 nucleotides long. RefSeq lists its product as uncharacterized. Gene Ontology annotation, biological process: regulation of neuroinflammatory response. Gene Ontology annotation, molecular function: signaling receptor activity. The record is from RefSeq and is a predicted model, not a curated record. The transcript is spliced from 5 exons. The coding region runs from base 69 to 872 and encodes 267 amino acids. NCBI's taxonomy places the organism in Eukaryota, Metazoa, Chordata, Cladistia, Polypteriformes, Polypteridae.